Molecule: messenger RNA, 3414 nt
Organism: Thunnus maccoyii (southern bluefin tuna)
Lineage: Eukaryota; Metazoa; Chordata; Actinopteri; Scombriformes; Scombridae
Gene: ift88
Product: intraflagellar transport 88 homolog
Exons: 27
Coding region: 89-2686 (865 amino acids)
Biological process (GO): inner ear receptor cell stereocilium organization; intraciliary transport; non-motile cilium assembly
Cellular component (GO): centriole; ciliary base; non-motile cilium
Molecular function (GO): kinesin binding
Source: RefSeq, a predicted model, not a curated record
UUAUGGGAUUGUACCCCUAAACGACAACAAACUAUCUUUGCCGUUACCACGCGUAGCUGUUACAUACCCGUUUAUUCCACGUUUAUUCAUGAGUGUUCCGUUAAAGCACAUCAUUGGAGAAAGAGAAAUGGAAAAUGUGCAUCUGGCUGUAGAGGAGGAGGAUCUUUAUUCGGGGUACAACGACUAUAAUCCAACAUUUGACUCCGAGGAGCUGGAGAAUGAUGUGGGCUUCCAGCAAGCAGUGAGAACCAGUCAUGGAAGAAGACCCCCGAUGACUGCCAAAUUUCCUGGCACUGCCAUUGGAGCUCGACCUUUAGCUUCUUCCUUUGGAUCUCGGAUGCCUCUGGCCUCUUCAAUGGGCAGACCCAUGACUGGAGCUGUACAGGAUGGAGCAGCCCGACCCAUGACUGCAGUCAGAGCAGCAGGAUACACCUCCUCCCUGACCCGUGGCUCAACGUUUGACCCUCUGGGCCAGUCCAAAGGCCCUGCACCUCCACUUGAAGCAAAGAAUGAGGACACGCCUGAGGAGAAGAUCAAGAUCCUAGAGAAGAAAGUGAAUGACCUGAUAGAGGAGAGCUGCAUGGCACAAAGCAUGGGAUCCUUACAGCUGGCUCUUGAAAAAGCCAAAGAGGCAGGAAGGAAGGAGAGAAUGCUGGUGAGACAGAGGGAGCAGUCUGGGAAUGCAGACCACAUCAAUUUAGACCUCACAUACUCUGUUCUGCUCAACCUUGCCAACCAAUAUGCAAACAAUGAAAUGUACCCAGAGGCCCUGAACAGCUACCAGGUCAUUGUGAAGAACAAAAUGUUCAGUAACUCAGGCCGGCUGAAAGUCAACAUGGCCAACAUCUACUUCAAACAGAAGAAUUACCCCAAAGCCAUUAAAUUCUACCGAAUGGCACUUGAUCAGAUCUCCAACGCUCACAAGGAAAUGAGGAUCAAGAUCAUGCAGAAUAUCGGUGUGGUCUUUGUACGCAUGGGCCAAUACUCAGAUGCCAUCACAUCUUUCGAGCACAUCAUGAGUGAGAGCCCCAAUAUCAAGACUGGCUUCAACCUUAUCCUGUGCUACUACGCCAUCGGCGACAGGGAGAGGAUGAAGAAGGCCUUUCAGAAGCUCAUCUCUGUCCCCCUGGGCAUCGAUGAUGAAGACAAGUAUAUCCCAUCUAAUGAUGACACCAGCUCAAAUAUGGUCAUUGAGGCCAUUAAGAAUGACGCUCUUCACCAGAUGGAGAGAGAUCUAAAAGUCCUGGCCGAGAAGUACAUCAUGACUUCUGCCAAGCUCAUUGCUCCAGCCAUUGAGACUUCUUUCGCCACUGGAUUCGACUGGUGUGUUGACAUGGUGAAGAGUUCUCAGUAUGUUGAGCUUGCCAACGAUCUAGAGAUAAACAAAGCCAUCACCUACCUCAGACAGAGGGACUUCAACCAGGUUGAGGCAGUGGAAACUCUGAAGACAUUUGAGAAGAAGGACAGCAGAGUGAAGAGCGCUGCUGCCACCAACCUCUCCUUCCUUUACUUCUUGGAGAAGGACUAUGACCAUGCUGACCGAUAUGCCGACCUGGCCAUGAACGCCGAUCGCUACAACCCGGCAGCUCUCGUCAACAAAGGCAACACAGUGUUCGUCAAACAGGACUAUGAGAAGGCUGCAGAGUUCUACAAAGAGGCACUGAGGAAUGACUCCUCCUGCACUGAGGCCCUCUACAACCUGGGUCUAACAUAUAAGAAACUGAAUCGUCUUGAAGAAGCUCUGGACUGCUUCCUGAAGCUCCAUGCCAUUCUCAGGAAUAGUGCCCAAGUCAUGUACCAGCUGGCCCACCUCUAUGAGCUACUGGAGGAUCCCCAGCAAGCAAUCGAGUGGUUGAUGCAAGUAAUCAGUGUAACUCCCACUGACCCCCAGGCACUGGCCAAACUGGGAGAGCUGCAUGAUGGCGAAGGGGACAAGUCCCAAGCUUUCCAGUACUACUAUGAGUCCUUCAGAUACUUCCCUUCCAACAUCGAUGUGAUUGAGUGGUUGGGAGCUUACUACAUCGAGACACAGUUCUGUGAGAAGGCCAUUCAGUACUUUGAAAGAGCCACACUCAUACAACCAACCCAAGUGAAGUGGCAACUGAUGGUGGCAAGCUGCUACAGGAGAAGUGGAAACUACCAGAAAGCUCUGGAAACAUAUCAAGACAUCCACCGCAAGUUUCCAGAUAAUGUGGAAUGUCUACGUUUCCUGGUGAGGCUGGGUACAGACAUGGGUUUGAAGGAAGUCCAAGAAUAUGCCACCAAGCUGAAGAAGGUGGAGAAGAUGAAGGAGCUGAGAGAGCAGAGGGUGAAGUCGGGGCGAGAGGGCAGUGCCAGAGGUCGGCGAGAAGGCAGAGAGGGCAGCGCUGGUAGUGCUGGCACAUCAGAGGUGGAUGUCAAAGCAGUAUCUCAAUCUGAGACUAAACAACUCAGUCCACUGUUGGACUCAGGGAGAGACAGUGGCCAUAGCAGCAACAGCACUAAGGGAGAGCGGCUGAGCGCCAAGGUGAGGUCACUUCCUGGUUCCAAUGAGCCCUACGAGGCCAGCAGCCCGAAAGAACUAGAUGCAUCCUACGUGGACCCACUGGGGCCUCAGAUGGAGAGACCAAAGACGGGAGCCAAGAAACGAGUGGAGGAUGAUGACUUUGCAGAUGAAGAGCUAGGAGACGACCUGCUGCCUGAGUAGCUGCUCAGCCGCCGGCCUUCACCGCUGAAUCUGGUCGAACAUUUGUUCUUUAGUCACCUUUUGAAAGGCAAGAGCACAAAUCUAAAACACUCCAAAACUCAGCUGUUGUUCCAGGAGAAAGACUGUAUUAAUAUGCAGUGUCUUUGUUACUCUGUUUAUCUCAGCAGUACAGCAGUGAGACAUCUUGACCUCUAUCAGAUUGGUCACAUAGUGCAGUCUGGACAGUUUUAUUUGACUCUGUAAUCCAACACAUCAGAUUUGAAAUGAGAACAAUCACAAUGAGAUUAAAAUGUUGAAUCUCUACUUGAAUUUAUACACGUUUACAUCAAUAUCCAAUGGUGUAGAAAUCGUAGACGUCUUUGUACACACUGCUUUAAGUCCUACGCUGUUGCUCUAAUAUGGAUGAAAACACUCUCCAAAACCCUUAAAGCAGAAAGUCUGCAUUUUAACCUCAGUCACCUUUUCAUUUUAAACCCAAUAUGUUGGAAUACAGAGCCAAGACAAUGAAAAACAUAUCACUGUCCCUAUACCUUUUUACAACACUGUAUGUUUCCAUGUGUGAGACUGGGAACCUUCUGGAAACUCCAUCAACAUGAUAUACAAAACCUGUAUAAUGUAUUUCAGGUCCUUUCCAGCUCUUUCUUUGCAUUUUGUACUUGAUUUUAAAUAUGUGUAUUUGCUGUAUAGUAUUUAUAUUUACUUGUUGGUUCAUCUUGUUAUUAUAGCAU